Molecule: messenger RNA, 7883 nt
Organism: Bacillus rossius redtenbacheri
Lineage: Eukaryota; Metazoa; Arthropoda; Insecta; Phasmatodea; Bacillidae
Gene: Reph
Product: angiomotin
Exons: 3
Coding region: 592-1308 (238 amino acids)
Source: RefSeq, a predicted model, not a curated record
CUACGCUUGCUGGUGCUUCUAGCGCGGUAUCGCCUCUAAGCGCAAGGCUGUGAAAUCACGCACAGUCCAUGGGACAACUGUGAAAUUUGAGCGGUGACCUUAACAUUAUAUGGCAUAGAAAUGAAGAUAAAGGUGUAGUGCAAAUCUCUUAAAGGGCUUUAAAGAAUCUGUACCGAUUGUUUUACGCCUAAAAAUUACUCUGAAAACACGCCUUCAAUCCGAAAUCAAAAUUACUUUUCGGCCCUCGGUGAACUCUUAAAUGCUUUUCGUAAACAGACAGCCCUCGAAUAUCUUGAGUGGUUCUCAAAUAGCGUUUUUUUUAUAUUAUUAUUGAACCUCCGCACACCGUAUGUGUGUCCAGGUAGGCUGGGCCCCAAAACUACUUUCAAAAAACGAAGUCUCGGUCUCGGCAAGUAAGAGUUUCUCCCCCCGUGGUCGCGGUUGGCAACACUGUAGCGACACUAUGGCAACGCCGCGGCACACGCGCGUCCUUGGGCGGAGACUGCAAGCCACGCAGCGCGCGCUGGUCCGGCCCGCGGCCGCCGGCGGCGCUGCGAGCGGCAUAUCGCCCGCCGGCGGCCUGCGGUCCAGAUGUUUGCUCGCGGCCUCGUCCAAGUGAUGGAGAGCGAGGCGGAUCGCUGGAGCGGCUCCACGGCCAGCCCCGGGCCCUACCAACCCACCAGCCCCAGCUUCUUCGUGGACUCGGCCCUGCCCAGCGACGACCACCACAGCUCGGAGGAGGAGCUGGAGGUGAUCAACAGCAGCCAGCCGGUGGCGGUCGCCUGCCGCGCCUCCAGCGUCACCGUGCCCGAGAAGCGCAAGUGGUCGCAGAUCACGGCCGACCACCGCCACGCCGCCACCAUCGCCGCGUCCGUGUCGUGCGGCAACCUGGCGCCCAGCGGCGGCGCCGCCGCCUCGGCCGCCGCCCGACCCGCCCCCGCGACCCCCUGCCCCGCCGCCGCCGCCGCCGCCGCCGCCGCCUCGGCGCCCAGCCACGACCACAGCUGCGGCUCGUCCGACGAGGAGGUGCAGGGGCUGCUGUCCGCGCCCGUGCAGUUCCGCACGUCGCCGCCGCUGGACGCGCGCAAGCCGGGCCGCUCGCUGUCGCCGCCGCCCAAGCUGUUCCACCUGUGCUCCGCCGCCGCCGCCGCCGCCGACGUCAGCCCGCGCAAGAGGCACCGCCACACGCCGCGCCCGCGGCCCUGCCUCGACUUCGAAAAGAUGCAGCAGCUGAAGGCGCGUUCGGUGACUGCGUGGAGGCAUGGCGGCGACCACGGAGGCGGCGAAAGGUCCGUCUUUUGCUGGUGAAGCGCCGCCCCUCGCGUCAGGGGAACCAAUCAAAAACUCCUUCCGCCGCCACGCCAGACAAGAGACCUUCAACACCAGCGGUCGUCUGCGUGGUUUGUCUUCUGAAACAUUUUUCAGCAGAAGAUUUUGUCCGGAAAAUAAUAUUUUGAAAGAAAAAAAAAUUGGAAAAGUCCUGUCUUCUUCGAUUGUUUGAUUGUUCUCACUUUGUUGGUAUACAUAACAUUUACAUUUUUCUGACACGAGUUUUGGAGUCGGGGAUAAUAUGCCGGAAUUGAGUGCAAUGUUGUUUUGUGUGUGUAUGCGUGUUGCGAGGGACAUACCGGUAUUUCUACAAGCGCAAAGUGUAUUUAAAGUUGUGGCCUUGCAAUGGUAAUGGUUUUUUUAAGGUUUUCCACUGUAUGGGGUACGAUGCGCGACGGCUGUUCUUUCAUCCCCGGUCAUCUGGAGCACUAUUUUUGAGAGGAUGUGGAAGCUCUUGACAUAGCUCCCAUUUGUAUUGUAGCUGUCGUGUGGGACAGAAUCUACAUGUAAAUAGACGUAACGUUUGGUUGACGGGACCCUGAUUGAAAAAAAAAAUACUUAGUCUCGUUUACAUCAUAUUUUUUGACGUUCAGAACCAUUUCUUUGCAGGGUUACAAUAUGUUUAGAUAGGAGGAUAUAAACAUUUGUAAGAAAUAUAUAUUACAUAUAUUAAUACCAAUACUUGCGAGGUGGUGUGUAAAGCAUGCUCCCACGGUUUUUGUUUUCAAAAAAAUUAAUAAUUUUUUAAUAUAUUUGUGAUGAUUUCUUAAUGUGUAGAAGUACUUCAACGUAAAAAUUCACAUUUUAGGCAUAUACUGUAUAGGAGUUAUACGUAAUGUUCCAAGAAUCUGGAGAUUUUCAGUUAAAGUAUUUGUAUUCAUAACAUAUUUCGCACACUGGAAGAUUUUGUAAAGAAAGGAACAUGUCUAGCGAGUGGAAGAGCUUACAGUUGUGUGGUUUUAUUUGAAAGGCAGUAUUGCUAAAUACAUGGGUAUUAAUUUUAACUGAAUGUCAAGAAUUUGGUUCCCAGCAUUGAUAUGUUAUACUGUACAUUAAAAUGUUCUUCUCAAGCUGUGAAUAUAUAUGUGCUUGCAAUAACCAUAGUUUGCUGGUAGUUCCAGAAUAAAGGACAAGAUAAUUUUUUGUGCUGGUAUGUGAAAGAAUUUUGCGGUCCAUUUGAAAUUCACUUGGAAGUUAAGGUUUUUUUGUUCAAUAGUGCAUGCAUUGUCACAUUACCUGGUAAAAUAUUAGAUUAAGUUUUCAUCUGAGGUUUACUUGGUUUGUAAAGUGUAGUUUUCACUUACGAACGUAUUUUCGGCAACUAUUGUUCUACCACUUUUAGUUUUCGUCUUAUACUUGCAGAAUAUUUUAUGUACCCUUUUAUCUCUUAAAAAUGAUGUAAAACUUCAAUGGAAUUCGGCCUGCGUUACAGUGGUUGAGUUUAAACGUUAAAUGAUUUUGUAUGGAAUGUUAUGUGUGCGUGUUAUAACCAAGCAUUGUUUUCGUGUAUGUUCUUUGUUGUUUCCUGCAUAUUUUUUUCCUUUUCUUUAAAGUGAUCUAUUAGGGGUAUGAAUACUCCCUGAUUUCUGUUUGUUGGAUUCGCUGUAGGAACACCCACCUGGUUGCAACGCGACGUAACGAAUUUCCGUCCCAAUUCGAAUAUUAUAUUUUAGAAUUUCUCAUGAACGUUUACACAUAAACUUGUGUAAUAAAUGGAUUUAUAACAUGUUCUUUGUCAAUUUAUCCUUUACAUAUGUGAUUUGGUUGCUAAAACUAAUGAAAUGUAAGAAAGGAAAAAUAAAAUGUGUUUUUUUUUUUGUUUCGUGGUUACGUUGCGGAGGUUACAGGUUAUUUUGCUACAUUUUUUGUAGGUCGCAACGUUUCUGGUUUUUAACAUUUAUCGAACGGUAUCCAAGCGGCAUUCAAUUGAGGAGAAUGUCUGAUUAAAUAGAUUAUUGUCUCUCAAUUUAGGGGAAAUGUCGCGUAUAGACUUACUAUGCGUGUUUUCUUGUAUGUACUUUCAAGUUGUAGCCUUGGGUGUGUUUCCUGCAGUGAGCUAAGACUAGCGGUAAUGUGAUAGCAGUUAUUACAUAGUGAGUUUUCGAGUUCUUGCCAUUACCACUAGGAUUCCCAGAUGCUUCAUUUACGCAACAGUACUUAAAAUUUUCAUGAUAAAAUUCGUCGGAAUUAAAAGCAAGCAUUUUCAUCUUAUCCAUUCUAUUAAAACUGAAAUCUUGGAAACCACUUCACGGGUAUUGUUGAGAGCCUAUUAAUGUUUUUGUAUAUAAUAUAAUUCGUUGAACUAGUGAUUUACCAUUUUUAUCUGUGGUUUCUUUAGCUAAAAUAAUUUCUAAUUGCGAAUUUCCUUGCUCCGGGUACUUAUUUGAAGUUCAUUUCACUGUGUUACAAAUAUGUUGAUGGGUAAUGAAAACCCUGGUAAUUUCACGGUGCUGAUAAACGUAAAUAUUUAAUGAAGCACAACAGUAACUCCUAGGCCUAGUUAUAUGUUUUCUCUGCCAGGUUUUUUUUUCUGAAGACCACACUACCUAUAUAUCAAUGUAAUAUUUUUAAUAUAGUUUUGUGUAAACAAUUACAAACAAUUAUUUUAAAUGCCUAGGCGUCACUAAGCCAUAUAAAUAAAUACAGUAAAAUUGCCGAACCCUUCAUAGUAAUCAACUGUAAAAUUUAUAUAUAGGCUAUUAAAAAAUUUUAAUGUUAUUCUUUUUAAAAUUGAAUAUUAUUGUAAGUUAGGUAAGUUUAUUUUGUGAACUAGAUAAAACUUUUUGUUUCUCGAAAGACUUUGUGGUCCCUAAACUUUAUUCUCCAAAACUUUUUUAUUAUAUUAAUAAAAAGGUUAUGACUUGUUUUGUACAGUUCUGUUCAAAAUGGUUUCCACGAUGAAAAAAAUAAGGAAAAAAACAUUCACAUAAAUGAUUUUGUUUAAUUUAAUGCUUGUUUUAAUAUUCUGAUUUUGAAACUAUUUAUUUUAUUUUUAGUGAAUGGUAUUUCAUGGAUUAGAACCGUGGUUUGAAUCUCUUACUGGUAUACGCCUUGUUUUAACUUGUUAACAGUGGCGGACCAGCACAUGCGUAUUGCUAUUGGGCAAGUAGGCGAUAUGGGGGUAAAUAUAUGACGGAGCAGCCAACCCCUAGAGUAGCGUUCAAGGAUGUUCAGGCCGUGGAGAUUAUAAGCUGCGGAGCGAGUGUUUCCUGUUCAUCGAGCAUGUAUCGCGCUGCAUGUCUUCGCAUUAACAAUACUGUGUGCUGUGAGACAAACAAUAUUGUUAUGUCACCACUAAGUUAAAAUGACAAGCUCUUUAGAGACGUGGGCGGCCGCGUUAGCUAUCGCUCAUGUUGUGAGGAGGGGGGGGGGGUUUAGAGUUUUAAUGCCUUAGCACGAGUCAAAGUUAUAAUAACCUAAUUGUUUUUUUCCCCAAGUGGAGUUCCAGUCUGCUUAUGCCUUUGCACAUGACCGUGAGACGUAGAACCAAAUAAAAACAAAACGUUGCUUGCAAACCAUCCAACCCCCCCCCCCCCUUUUAAUGACAACUGUGCAAAUUUAUUUUAGUUUGACACUUAUGCCAGUAGAAAUAUUUUUUAGGGCACUGUCCGCCCCCCCCCAAAAAAAAAGACAGCGUCUCAAAAAGAAAGUGAAAGAAGCUUAUGUUUCUGGUGUAGAGACGAAGACCAUAAAGCACGAUUAGAGAUGCCACGGCGGAUAUAAUAAAAAAUUACUCUAAUUAACAAAAAAAUAUUGUGGGCCUUAAAUAACCUGCCCCCUGGCUUGAGAAGAUUGCGUUUUAGGACCGUGAGGUGUCUCGUGGACAGCAUCUGUUCUGUUUAGAAAAAAAAGAAAUAUAAGGGAAAACAUUAUGCGCAAUGUGUAAAGAUGUCACCUGGGAAUCUUAGCCGAACUUUUAUUUCAUAAAGACUGAUCUCUGUGGCAGGCAUUGAAAGAGCGUUUAAUUGAUCUCAUGUGGCUAGAUUUGUAGCUGGUCAAGCACUGGAAGAAUUCUUGUGUUUUCAACAUGUUUUAUAUAUAAAUAUGGAUUUCUAAAGGAAGGUUUCUGUUGCUUUCUACCGUCUUACAAAUUGACGUGUGACUGGAUUGUGAGUUGUCGCUGUUUCAUACGGAGUGUGCAUUUUUUGAUAGGUAUAAGCGAAUGGAGUGGUUUUUGAAUUCUAAAAUAUUAUGUUAGGUGCAGUAUGAUUGUAAUAACGGUGGAUGAAGUGUACUUUUUAUAGUGUACUUUUUUUCUGAGUGGGUUGCAAUCCACUUUCUGCCACGUUAACCUGUCUGUAACCUGUAUAUUGAUAACUUUUGCCUAGAGAUAACAUUUGCUGACUUGUAUGUAAAAAAAAAAAAGAAAAUCAAGCAAGUAAGUUUCUAGCACUUUUGUCGUUGGGCACUUGAACUGAAUUUGCAUGUUCCCAAAAAAACUUCAUUAUGUAAAAAAAUUAAUAAUACUAUAUAUAUAUUGUAGUCGCUAAGACUAAGUUAGAAGAAUUUUUUUGAUGAAAAGUAAAAUAAAAAUAUGACUCGAUGGAAAAAUUAUUCAUUCAAUGUAGAGAAGUUAAAAAAACGUAAUUAAAAAAUGUUGUGUAGGUAAAUGUAACUUUUUGAAAAUAGGUAUAUUAUAUGCACAGCAUAAUACUUUUAACUGUUUGGAAGGUUUUGAGGGAAGAAAAGGAAUUUUCGGUCUCAACAGCGGGUGUUAUAUGCUCUUGGGGAAGUCGGGAAAAAAAAACUUAUUGUAAAAAUUGUGAAAACCAGGUUGGGCAUCAUACAGCACUUAUUUUCUGUUCCUACUCGUCCAUGUUUGGCAGUCAGGUAUACUGCGAAAAAAAAAAUAUAUCAAGGUGAUUUAACUAAACAGUUUCAACUCGUCCUGUUGGUAAAGCUGUCUCAGCCAGGGAUUAAUUACUUCAGUAUGGUGCUAGUUGCACGGAGUCUUUUCCCACUGCGUGCGUUUCCGCAACCACUCGACGAUAUCGACAGCGAAACAAAACAAUUCAAAUACAUACACAGUUUUCUAAUGACAACAGCUUUUUUAAUCAAGUGCUGCUGUGAUAUGUAUAGCACUUUGUCCCUGCCUGCCCUCGAAUUUUGAAGGGGAAAGAUCCAAAACACUUUAAUGUCUAUAGGAAUUGCCAAGAAAUUUGUUAUUUAAUUUUUACUCUUCCUUAACGUUUCUGAUGUAAGUUAUGUACAUGUAUAGACACACGCGUGAUCGUUACUUUUAAUGUUGAACUUGAGACUUUGAAAAUUUCGGCAUAGAAACUAUAAUGACACACAAACAAUACCUUCUUUUUUCAUUUGAAAUUUGUAAAAUCGUUUCUACAUAAUAUUCUGAAUACGAUGCUAGCAAAAAAAUGUUAACACACAGUUAUUAUUACAUGAAUUAAACUGCUCGUGUAUCUACAUACACAGUAAAUUAUGUUAACAUGUUUUAGAUUAAUGGUACACACUUGCGAAAUUUGUUUUUAUGUAUAUUCUUUGUAUGCCCAAUAUGCCAGUCUCGUUGAAUUUUAAGUUUUAUAUAAUUUUUGUGGAGGAUUUCCAAAAUCGCGUGUGUGAUGCAAAACAAAAAAGUGAAUUAUUUUAGGAUAAAAUAAUAAAGUACAAAACUACCAAUCUACCUCACAAUUUUCUUGAGCACCGACUUCAUCCAGCAUGCUGUACCGUGGCUUGUAGUUUGUUCCUCUCCUUGAAAACGAUCCUUAAAAAAGUGCAGCCGGGAAAAAAAGUUUCCUUUAAUACAGCCACAGUAUCUCUUAUUCAGAUUGAAAAAAAUUGUAGUGUCACUUCCUGGUUGGAUAUAAUAUUUUUAACUAACGUAAAAGUACAGACUCGCUAGUUAAAAUCCUUCACCACUUAAAUUGUAACCUGGCUCAUACCAAGCAGUUGAAAAAAAAAAACGAAAAAAUAAUAAUUUUUAAUUGAACUAAUAUACUUACUGUUAUUUUUUUUAGUAGUACCAAGUUAUGGGGAACAAUAUUUUGAGGUGUGUAUAGAGCGAUGGGUUUGUAGUAGUCAGUCAGUGCCAUUCAAAUGAGGCGCGAAUUACGAAAAUAGCGAUGUUGCGUGGGGGCACCUGAGUGUACAAAAAAUAAAAAAAUAAAUAAAAACAAAACAUUGCUGCUUUUCAUUUUAUUUUUAUUUUACGAAACUGUGAAUGUUGCAUAUAUGACUGUUCUUGUGGGGUAGCGACUCACAAGGUUUUUAAGUAUGGCGUUGACAUGCAUGCUCCUUGGUAACUAGAAUAAUAAAUUGUGUGUUGACAAGAGGUUUAUGAAGGUAUGGUGAAAAGAUGGUUGAUUUUAACAAGAACUAUUUGCAAUUAGUCUGCUGCUUUAUUUGUUGAAUGAUUCAUUGUUCUUUUGAUAAAAAAAAUGAAAAUAUUGAUUGUUUAGUAUGUAGGUUUUCAUAUUACACUCAACUAGUGAUAUAAUUAUUAAAUAACAGAUAACUGAAAUACCUGUUGUAUUCACGUCUUUAUUUUUCCCAGAAGGGGAAGGUAAAAUAACUAUAUCAAAUGAAAUUAUAAAUCUGUG